AUGGCUUGCUGGAGAACUGGGCGGCCUGCGACAGUCUCGGCCCCAACAUCAGCACCCUUAAGAGGAAGUUGCUUCAUGCGCAGGGGAUACUAUACACCGCGCACGGCAGGGACAUCACCAACCCUGCGCUCAAGGACCAGCUGCACAUGCUGCGGCAGCUGGCGGACGAGGCGAACGACGUGCUCGAUGAGCUGGACUACUUCUGCAUCCAGGACAAACUCGACAGCACCUACGAUGCCGCUGAUAACCAUCCCGGGGGCUGCAUCCACAACCUCAACCUCAAUGUGCGGCACACUGCCAGAGCUUUUUUUGCCAAUAAAUUCAAGAUUUCCCCAUGCUGGCAUGAUGCUAAUGGCGACGAUCUUGACUCCCAAGAAGAUGAUGCAAAACAAGGAUGCCUAUCUGUUGUCCGCACAUGCGGCGGGAAGCGUGUUGUUGGCAGUGGAUGCAUACCGAAGGGAGUCUCUAGUGGUGCUGAUGUCUAAGAAGAUGGCAGAAAUUGUACAACAGCUGGAACCAAUGUGCGCUGAGGUGAAGGACAUCCUUGAUCUGGAGCUCCGCAAACCUACCCAAGGCAGCAUUACUGGAAACAGACCCACAACCACCCCAGCAAUAAUAGAGAUUGAGUUAUUUGGAAGGAAUGCUGAGAAAAAGGACAUUCUAGAUGGCAUUAACAAUGGAAAAUAUUGUACCGAUGGGCUCACCGUGCUUCCAGUUGUUGGCCCAGGGGGUAUUGGGAAGACGACUUUCAUACAACAUGUUUAUCGAGAAGUGAAGAGCUCUUUUGAUGUUAUGAUUUGGGUAUGUGUGUCUCUGAGUUUCAAUGCAAAUAGGCUGACACAAGAGAUUGUGCAAAACAUCCCUAAGGUUAAUGGUGAAACGGAAAAUACUGUUGCAGAAGAGCUUAUUGAGCAGAGGUUAAGACAUAAGAGAUUUUUGCUCGUCUUGGAUGAUAUGUGGAUAUAUCAUGAGUAUGAGUGGAAAAAACUGUUAGCUCCCUUUGAAAAAGGACAUGAAAGAGGUAAUAUGGUUAUUGUCACUACCAGAAUUCCAGAGACAGCAACAAUGGUAAAAACAAUUGAUUAUCCGGUAGAUCUGACUCGCUUAGGAGCUGAUGAUUUUAUGCAUUUAUUUGAAAAAUAUGUAUUUGGCGACCAGGAGGCAUGGAAAGAUCAUCCUAAAUUGCUUGAUGUUGGUAAAGAAAUAGUGGUCAAUUUGAAGGGUUUCCCUCUUGCAGCAAAAACUGUAGGUAGAUUACUGAGAAACCAACUUACAUUGGACCAUUGGACAAGAGUUUUAGAAAGCAAAGAAUGGGAGUUACAAACUAGCGACUAUGACAUUAUGCCAGCUCUGAAGCUAAGCUAUGAUUACCUCCCUUUCUAUCUUCAGCAGUGUUUUUCCUAUUGUGGUUUGUUCCCCGAAGAUUAUGAGUUUGGUAGCAAAGAGUUGGUUCACUUAUGGAUAGGGCUUGACUUUUUAGAUUCAUGUGAUGGAAGGAAAACCAUUGAAGAUGUUGGGUUGCGAUAUUUAAAUGACUUGGUUAAUAGCGGUUUUCUCAAGAAGACCGAAAAAGAUGAUGGCAGCCAUUGUUAUGUUGUUCAUGACCUACUGCAUAACUUGGCAGUGAAGGUUUCAUCAUCAGAGUGCCUUAGCAUAUCAAGUUCUAAUGUGAGAUAUGUACACUCUUCCCUAUCUGUACGUCACUUGUCUAUCAUUGUAAAUGAGAGCGAUGUCAACGACAGAUUGACCUUUGAUGAUUUUAAGAGCGACUUGAGUGCAUUACAUACAAAGUUGAAGGUUGAAAAGCUACAAACUGUGAUGCUAUUUGGAAAAUACCAUGGAAGCUUUGCAAAGGCUUUUGGUGAUUUGUUUGCAGAAGCAAAAGCCCUUCGUGUUAUUCUUUUGUCUGAAGCAUCUUAUAGUUAUAAGUUGGAGGAUGUGUUCCACAACAUUUGGAGAUUUUUCCAUCUUCGCUACCUAAGGAUAAUUGCAGGAGAUUUGACAAAAUUAAGUUUGAACAGCAAUAUCUCAAGAUUUUAUCACCUGAGGGUCCUUAAUUUUCAACAAUGCAAUGUCAACCUUGGUCCUCUCAGAGCAAUAAGCAACCUUGUAAAAUUGCGGCAUUUUCUUGUCAAGGACAUCGGUUUUGAAUUAAAGCAGAUAGCACAGUUAGCAGAGCUUGGUGGGUUGCUGAGAAUCCAUAAUAUUGAGAAUGUUGAACGAAAGGAAGGAGCGAACAAAGCAAACUUGAUACACAAAAACCACUUAGAGAAGCUAAUAUUGCGAUGGGGUGUUUAUGGGGACAACGCAAAUUCUGUGCAAGAACAGGUUCUCGAAAUUCUAAAACCACAUAGCAAUCUCCUAGAUCUGCACAAUGAAGGGCAUAGAGGUGCUGCUUGCCCGUCAUGGCUAGGUGGGAACCUCUCGGUUAAAAAUUUGGAAUCUCUUUGUUUGCAUGAUAUAGGUUGGAAAACUCUUCCACCUCUAGGAGAGUUGUGGUCUGUUGGUGAGCUUGGUGAAGAGCGUCAAAGUAGUAUCCCAAGUCAAAGUUUUCAAAAUCUGAAAAGGCUAGAAUUAGUUAAAAUACCAUGGUUGAGAAGAUGGGUUGAAAAUAGCACUUGUCGUUUGUUCUCUCAGCUAGAAGUGCUCAUUGUUAAAGGUUGCUCUGAACUUGUGGAGCUGCCAUUUUCACGCUGUCAAUCAGAGCAAGAAGCUGCAAACAUGACUUGGUUUCCUAGAUUACAGAAGCUCGAGAUUAUGGACUGCCCGAAACUGCUGUCAUUGCCUCCUAUCCCUUGGACUCUUGGUCCAUGCUCUGCCGAGAUAAUGGGGGUUGGAUCUGGUUUUGAGGAGCUGUGGUACUCAAAAGAACACUCGUCUAAACUAUUAAGCUUGAGUAUUACGGGGAAGGGUGGUCAAGAUGGCAUGUUCUGGAAUAUUUUAGCAUUCUCUAAUCUAGCUGAUCUAAACGAGCUGCGCUUGAAGAAUUGCUCUCCUUUGCCAAUGGAUCAUCUCCAGAAGUUAACAUCACUGAAGUCCCUCGAAAUAGAAAAUUCGAGUAAUGUCCUGUCGCCGACCGACAGUGAGAGUGAUGUCACAUACAAGAUACCAAUCGAAUGCCUCUCGAUCAGGUUUUGUGGUUCUGGUGAGAAGGAAUUGACACAGUUGCUCUCUCAUUUUCCAGAUCUCAGCGAUUUGGCAAUACUUGAUUGUGAAAAGAUAACAAGGGUUGGUGUGGUGGAGCAGCAGCAGCAGGCGACAAGAGGAGAGGAGGAAAUAGCGCUAGCAGCAGGAGAAGAAGCUGGACUUUUGCUCUCCUCCUCCAUCACCAGCUUAAGCUUUAAUCACAAUCAUGAGGUGGAGCGCUUCACUAAGGAGCAAGAGGAUGCCCUUCAGCUCCUCACCUCCCUGGAGUACCUCAGUUUUCUAAAGUGCGGCAAGCUGCAGUGCCUCCCGGCAGGGCUACAUAGACUUUCUAGCCUCCAGACAUUGUGUAUUCAGCAUUGUGAGGCCAUCAAAUCGCUGCCCAAGGACGGCCUCCCAACUUCUCUGCAAUUUCUACAUAUCAUAGGCUGUCCUUCCUUGAAAUCGCUAACCAAGGAUGGCCUCCCUUCUUCUCUGGAAAAAUUAAGCAUCAUUGAUUGUCCUGCACUGAAAUCACUGCCCAGUCACGGCCUCCCAGACUCACUGCGAGUGUUACAUGUCGAAGAUGAUGGAAACAGCGAGGAGCUAAUGAGGCAGUGCCGCAAGUUGAAAGGAAUCAUUCCAAUAAUCAUAGACUGA
Messenger RNA from Triticum turgidum subsp. durum (durum wheat), 3783 nucleotides. The record is from the annotation of a GenBank genome assembly. NCBI's taxonomy places the organism in Eukaryota, Viridiplantae, Streptophyta, Magnoliopsida, Poales, Poaceae.